AUGACGACAAGAUACAGGGUAGAGUAUGCUCUCAAGACCCACAGACGAGAUCAGUUCAUAGAAUGGAUCAAAGGUCUCCUGGCAGUCCCCUUCGUCCUCUACUCUCAGCCCACCGGCGUCUUCGACACGAGAGCGACGAGCAUAGCCCGCAUGGCGGAGGAAUCCCACCGCCGCUACGCCGAAAUCUUUCGCGACGUUGAGCACAUGAUUGACGACCACAUAACCCGUCAAGACGAAGACCUCCCCUCAAAACUAAAAAUGCUCGUCCCGUCAGCAGGGCCCUUCUUCACCCGCCUCCCCCUCGAAGCAGCCUUCACCCUCAUGGACGCAAAACGCCUCAUCUCCUCCCGCCGCUACGUCUCCCCUUCCUUCAACGACGUCCGCCUCAUCCUCAACGCCGCCCAGAUCCUCGCCGUCACCAGUCCCAGCCCUAGUCCAAACCCAUCCUCCACCACCACCUCCCCUGCCGCCUCCCUCCAACUCGCAACCUUUGACGGAGACGUAACCCUCUACGACGACGGCGAAUCCCUCCUCCCAACCUCCCCCCUUAUUCCCCGCCUCCUCUCCCUCCUCCGCCGCGACAUCAAAAUCGGCAUCGUCACAGCAGCAGGCUACACGACAGCAGACCGCUACUACGACCGUCUCCACGGCCUCCUCGACGCCAUCGCCGCCUCCCCUGACCUAACCCCGACCCAAAAGGCCUCCAUCGUCAUCAUGGGCGGCGAAGCAAACUAUCUCUUCGAAUACGACCCGUCCUCCCCGCACCUGCUAGCCCCCGUCCCGCAGGAACAGUGGCUCACGCCCGAAAUGGCAUCCUGGUCCGACGCCGACAUUUCCGCGCUCCUCGACGUCGCAGAGGGCGCCCUGCUCGAGUGCAUCCGCACGCUCAACCUCCCCGCCACCCUCCUCCGCAAAGAUCGCGCCGUCGGCAUCGUCGCCACCGACCCGGCCGUCCGCAUCCCGCGCGAGUCUCUCGAGGAAACCGUCCUCGUCGUCCAGAAAAUCCUCGAGCUCUCCGCGCUAGGAUCCCCCGCCCAAGCAGCCGGCCACAGCACAAUCACAUCCUCCGCCUCUGCCACUGAUGGAAGGGACGGUUCGGCUGCCGCCACCACCACCCGCCGCCGCGUCCCCUUCUGCGCCUUCAACGGCGGCCGCGACGUCUUCGUCGACAUCGGCGACAAGUCGUGGGGCGUGACCGUCUGCCAGCGCUGGUUCGCCGCCAAGGCGGGACACCCGGAGACCCCCAUCGCCGGCGAGAAGACGCUGCACAUUGGCGACCAGUUCCUCAGCGCCGGCAGCAACGACUUCAAGGCCCGGAGCGUGGGUACCACGGCCUGGAUCGCGAGUCCCGGCGAGACGGGCGAGCUUUUGGAUGAUUUGAUUGCGAGGAUUUGA
This is a messenger RNA of Colletotrichum fioriniae, 1395 nucleotides long. The record is from RefSeq and is a predicted model, not a curated record. Lineage: Eukaryota; Fungi; Ascomycota; Sordariomycetes; Glomerellales; Glomerellaceae.